UUGUUGCAAAACUAAAUCACUUAAGACAAGUUGAAGAAUGCCUGCCUAUACAGGUAGGGAAGGUGCUUCUUAAAAACUUCGACAGAUGCUGCGGCUCUCAGAUCCUGUGGGAGGGCGUUCCACAAUCUGGGCGCAAUGGACUCAAAGGCCCGGUCACCUCUAGUUCUGAGCCUAGUGUGAGGAACUGCCAACAGGCCACGAUCGGCCGACCUAAGUGUCCUACUAGGAACAUAUACAUGCAGCAGGUCAGACAGAUACUCAGGUGCCUGACCAUGAAGGGCUCUAUAUGUUAAAACAAGGAUUUUGAACUGGAUCCUAAAGCUGACAGGAAGCCAGUGUAGGGAGGCCAGGACAGGAGUAAUGUGGCAGUUUUUGGGUGAUUUGGUGAACAGCCUGGCAGCGGCAUUCUGCACCAGCUGAAGACGAUCUACAGAAAUUUUACUGAGACACAUGAAAAGAGAGUUGCAGUAAUCCAGACGUGAUGACACAAAGGCAUGAAUGAUCAUUUCCAGUUCAGCAUGUGAUACAACAGAUCUCAGUUUUGCAGUGUUUAUAAGGUGGAAAAAGCAUGUACGGGUCAACACAUGGAUGUGUUUAUCAAAGUGCAUGGCCUGGUCAAAAAUAACUCUGAGAUUUCUCAGGUUAGAGCGGAUAUUUGAAUUCAGGGACCCAAUACAGCUCGCCACCCUAGAAGCAGUACAGUCAGGAGCGACAAUAAGGACCUCGGUCUUUGCAGCGUUAAGCUGGAGGAAACUGUUGACCAUCCAGUCAUUAAUUGCAGACAAACAGUCAUGCAGUACAUUCAGACAUUCGGUCCUGUCAGGAUUAAAGGAAAAAUACAGCUGAAUAUCAUCUGCGUACAUAUGAUAUGAUACACCCUCAAACCUGCUGAUAAUGAUUCCAAGAGGAAGCAUAUACAGAGCAAACAAAUUGGACCCAAAUUCAAUCUUUUCACUCUGUUGUCAUAUACAUACACACACACACACACACACCCCAAAUACACACACAUGCACAAACAGGACCUAUACAUGCACUUGAACCAGUGACCCUCCGCCUCCCAAGCCAAGUCUCUAUGGACUGAGCUACUGCUGCCCAAACUGACGCUAGGAUCGAUCUUCAAAAUGAAAAUGUUGCAUUGAGAGUAUCGAUCUGUCCCCCUACUGUAGACAGCUGUGGUCUGUGAGGACAUUAAAUACAUCAUGACACGUGGACGGAGAAUUCUUUUCACUUCAUGUACUAUUCAUUAGCAAUUUGUUCCGUUCCAUCAUUUGUUAAAAGUCUUUGUUUCCUCCUACAGUCAUACCUCGCUCGAACUACACCACGCUGCCUCCAUGAGCUCCAGUUGUUCUGCUCCGUUUAAUCUGCAUCUCUAUGCUUUCAGAAAACUUGCACAAAUAGAGAUGAAAUGAACGCAGAGUGCAGACAGAAGGCUCCGUCCGUCUUUGUCUCCAUAUGUAACGCUGAGCAUUAAUUAGCCCUAUGGAUACUGAUGAACCGUCGGCAGUGAAAUACGACUGUAGGAGACAAUGAAGAGAUUUAAACAAUGGUGGAAAAGAACAAAUCAGAAAAAAAAUAAAUUCUCCCUCUACGUGUUAGUAUAUAUUUAAUGACCUCACAGACCUACAACGCCGCCUCUGUUUAAAUGUAAAACAUUACGACCUGUUGACUCCGCCCUCUAGUGCCAUCUAUUGACUGUAUCUAUGAUAUCAUGAAGGACACAUGGCAGUCUGAGGGCAGCGACAUUUACAACGUUUGAAACGGACAGAUCUGUUUUCAUAUGUUAAGCAAGUAUGAAUGAAUCUUAAGCUGCUUCAGGACGGAGUUGUGAUAUUUGAUCAGAUCCUUAAAGCUUCGGAUCUCUGAGUCUUUAAUCGUGUUUAAAAGCAGGUGUGUUUUUGUUCUUCCAGCAGAACUGUGGGCUGUUUUCUUUUGGAAAUACAUUCUUGUGUCAGUCUCACAAACUGUUGGCAAGCUGGUUUGUGCACAAAGCAUGAAGACAACACACAUUCUGUAAACACGUCGAAAGAAAGGUCGAAUGAUGUCAACAUUAUCCCACGUCUUCAUCAGGAAAAGGCUUGAUUCAGAAUAUGUAAACAGAAGAUGCUGCUGACAUGACCACGUGUACCUGCUGCAGAGCUCCAACCGGCAGAGGUUAAUGUGUAAACUCAGGGCGAAGAUGUCCAAAGGAACAUUGUCCCCUGAUAAGCAGGCUGGACUGCUGAGUCACUGGACACACAAGUGGACACUCUCAGUGACCUGCAGAUCCCAGCCAUGUCUCUGGAAUAGUUCUGACAAAGCAGGUCUUUGAGUCCUCUUGUGGAUUUUAUCGCCAUCAUCAAGACAGAGAUUAAACCUUCAUUCAACAUUCCAGAGUUCUGACCCGUGUGGUCCACGUGUGGAGGAUGUUUUAAUGUCUCUGGACAGAGAAGGACUGUUCUGACAAGUUCUGGACCUGAAACUUUGUGAAGGAGAAAUUUCUUAAGACUUUAAAUCAGCUGAGCUGAAAAUGGACAGCGUGUCAUCUGGUGACCAGCUUCUCCAUGUGGACCUCCUCAUUGAUGAGCAGGAACCUCGGAGAGGAAUCCUGGAGCUCCUCAGCCGACUCCGUCCUCACUGGAAGGCACAGGACAUUCAGAUGAAGACAUUCACAGAGGGCAUCACCAACCAGCUGAUCGGCUGCUACGUGGCGCCUCUGCAGGAGCCCGGCUGCGUUCUGGUGCGACUGUACGGCAGAAUGACGGAGCUCUACGUCAACAGGGACCGGGAGGUGGAGAUGUUCCAGGUCCUCCACGCCCACGGGUGUGGUCCCCAGAUCUACUGCAGCUUCCAGAACGGCAUCUGCUACGAGUUUGUGAGAGGGACGGUCCUGGACGAUGAUCUGCUGCGGCAGCCGUCCAUCUACAGAUUGAUCGCAGCAGAGAUGGGGAGAAUCCACUCCAUCCAGCCAAAGUGUGGUCGAACUGUUGAACCUUUUCUCUGGACCAAAAUGUCUCACUUUCUCACACUGGUGAAGAACAGCAGUGGCGGCGGCGGCGGCGGCCUGGCUGAGCAGCGCUGCACAAACAGUGACAGCGGUGGUUUCACCUCCUCCAGUCCGCUUUUCAGCUUUGAGACUUUGUCGGCUGAGAUGGAGUCACUGAAGAGACACCUCUCACAGAUCGACUCGCCGACCGUCCUCUGCCACAACGACCUCCUCACAAAGAACAUCAUCUACAACCACACAGAAGGAACGGUGAAAUUCAUUGACUACGAGUACGCCGAUUACAACUACCAGGCCUUCGAUAUUGGCAAUCACUUCAAUGAAUUUGCAGGUGUGAACGACGUGAACUACAGCCUGUACCCGAGCCGGGAGCUGCAGCGGGACUGGCUGACGGCCUAUCUGGAGAGUUACAAGCAGAGCUCAGGACAUGAGGUCACUGUGACAGAGGCAGAAGUUACGCAGCUCUACAUUCAAGUCUGCAAAUUCUCACUGGCCUCCAACUUCUUCUGGGGUCUUUGGGCCAUCCUGCAGUCACGCUUCUCCUCCAUUGACUUUGACUUCCAAAGAUACGCCACGGCACGACUCAACUUCUACUUUGAGAAGAAAGAGGAAUAUUUUGGAUUGACUAUAAUCUAGAAACAGAGGACCAAGGACCGGCAUUUUUUAAAUCAGACGCAGCGUCACUGCUCUGUGAGACCAAGAAGAAGUGGCAAACAUCAUAUAAUACUCCUGUACAGUGGAAACAAAGGCACAGACCGAGCGUAUACAUGUUCUCCCCCCUGUGUGUUAUUCCAGGCUGUAGUGUGAGAUGAUAUGUUUUGCUAUCUCUGUGAUUUUUAGAAUAUUUGUUUGACCACAGUCAGUAUGCCGAUAAGCCUUUUUGGCAAAUUGAGCCAAAGCUGGUGCCAGAAACACAUUAAUUGUUCCCACAUUUAGCCGAGUCGCAUGUAGCCACAAAAACUGAGCCUGAUCAUAAAACCCAUAAGAGGCUUAUUUGCAUGCUUAUUCAGUGUGCACCGCAGCUCUGAUGGAAAACAACUUUCCAGUUCAACUUAUUUACUGGACCCAGCAGUGCAUUAUUUUAACUGGCUCUCUGUCCUCUACACUAUUGCUGUAAAACCUGACAGGAUGUUCUCACACUAAAUCUCAAUUUUUGUUGACUUAUUUAAGUGUUUAAAACAGUAUCUGAUUCUGAAUGAGCUCUGUGCAGUUAAUAUAUGAAUCAUAUCACAAAUCAGUCUGUAUUGUAGCAGCUAUAGUGAAAUACUCAGCAUCAGACAUUUGUUAGAAAUAUUCACUGUAAAAAUCAUCUGUGCUCAGUGACUGACUCAAAGUGCUGUUACCUGACGUUAACAGAACAAACUCUGCAGCAGCUUAUUGAAUUAAUAACAGGUGGGUUUGAUGAGCUGGUGCUACUGAACUAAAACACUGUUAUUAAUGAUUUUAUUCCAAAUUAAACUCAUACAUGAAUUCAAUGAGCUGCAACUGGUUUCUGUUAAUGACAAGUUUCCUCUGGCUCUCCUACAUCAUAUACAUACGUGAAUCUGUUUAAACAAUAUAUUUAUUAUUCAUAACUUAUAGCCGACAACUGUAAAACCUUUUCACACAGAGAUGGCGCUAUAGAGCUGCUGAGAAGUCCCUUCUUUGUGCCUCCUUUGUAUUUUUACACAGAACCAAACGAUGGCGGCAUCAUGUGGCUCCAGUGUGUGAUUUGAUACAGCGUGAUGACAUCACAGAAUCAGAAGGGGUGUGAGGUGUAACUAUCCAGUGUGUGAAGGCACCAGGUGAAAUCAAAGAGUCUCCAGUCAGUGACCGUCUGAGAACUGACAGCAGGAGAGACAUGUUGGCAUCCAAAACAACUUGUUCUCCAAUGCCAAGUUAUGUUUCAGGAAGCAGACUCUGUGUUUUCUGAUGCCAUUGAUGUUUGAUUUUGGUAACAAACCAUGAGUGGGUAUAUUUUGUCUCCUCUCCAAAACCAGAGGUCAGAAUGUGACCUGUCAGUCAGCCAAGUCUUCUUCAUCUCAAACAUUAAUCUGUCUGAUCAUGAACUGUAAGAAAUGAGUGUUUUUCUUUGAUUAUAAGUCACAAAUAAAACAAUAUCAGAGA
Messenger RNA from Epinephelus moara (kelp grouper), 5086 nucleotides. RefSeq lists its product as uncharacterized. Gene Ontology annotation, molecular function: ethanolamine kinase activity. The transcript has 8 exons. Bases 2507 to 3616 code for a protein of 369 amino acids. Gene Ontology annotation, biological process: phosphatidylethanolamine biosynthetic process. The record is from RefSeq and is a predicted model, not a curated record. Gene Ontology annotation, cellular component: cytoplasm. Lineage: Eukaryota; Metazoa; Chordata; Actinopteri; Perciformes; Serranidae.